CCCGGCCUGGCGGCUGGAGCGGGCGAAGCGGGCGGGGCAGGGGAGGGGGCGGGCGCCCGAAUAUGCAGAUGAGCUCGUGACGGACAGCUCCGCGUUCCAAUGUCCCUCGGAAACUCGAGCGCUCUUUCCUCAACUCCUCACUCCCGAGUCCAGACUCCCCCAAACCCCGACCGCCGGCCUGGCGCGCGGCUGCGCCCACCGGCUCCGCGCUGCCGCCGCCCCCGCCGCCGCCGCCGCCGCCGCCGCCCAGCCGCUCCCCCGGCCCGCGGGCCGCCCGGGCUAGUGCGCAGGCCAGCCUGCCUCGGCCGGCGGUCCCCGCGCCCGCCUCCGCCGCGCCGCGCCCCGGCCGGGCGUGGAUGGAGGGCGCCGCGCGCCCUGCCCGCUGCUCGGCGUGACGCGGGCCCUGCGCCCCGCGCCCACCAUGUCCUACCCGCAGGGCUACCUGUACCAGGCGCCCGGCUCGCUGGCGCUAUACUCGUGCCCGGCGUACGGCGCGUCGGCACUGGCGGCGCCGCGCAGCGAGGAGCUGGCGCGCUCGGCGUCGGGCUCGGCGUUCAGCCCUUACCCGGGCUCCGCGGCCUUCACCGCGCAGGCGGCCACGGGCUUCGGCAGCCCGCUGCAGUACUCGGCCGACGCUGCCGCCGCCGCCGCCGGCUUCCCAUCCUACAUGGCUCUUGUCGGUUGCAGGGUGCGCCCUACGACGCACACACGACCGGGAUGACGGGCGCCAUCAGCUACCACCCUUACGGGAGCGCGGCCUACCCGUACCAGCUCAAUGACCCGGCCUACCGCAAGAACGCCACGCGGGAUGCCACGGCCACGCUCAAGGCCUGGCUCAACGAGCACCGCAAGAACCCUUACCCCACCAAGGGCGAGAAGAUCAUGCUGGCCAUCAUCACCAAGAUGACCCUCACGCAGGUCUCCACCUGGUUCGCCAACGCGCGCCGGCGGCUCAAGAAGGAGAACAAGAUGACGUGGGCCCCCAGGAACAAAAGCGAGGACGAAGACGAGGACGAGGGCGACUCGGCAAGGAGCAAGGAGGAGAGUCCGGACAAGGCGCAGGAGGGCACCGAGACUUCGGCGGAGGACGAAGGGAUCAGCCUGCACGUCGACUCGCUCACGGAUCACUCGUGCUCCGCCGAGUCGGACGGAGAGAAGCUGCCGUGCCAGGCCGGGGACCCCCUGUGCGAGUCGGGCUCGGAGUGCAAGGAGAAGUACGACGACCUGGAGGACGACGAGGACGACGACGAGGAGGGCGAGCGGGACCUGGCGCCGCCCAAGCCCGUGACCUCGUCGCCGCUCACCGGCGUGGAGGCGCCGCUGCUGAGCCCCCCAUCCGAGGCCGCGCCCCGCGGGGGCGGCGGCGGCGGCGGCGGCAAGACGCCCCUGGGCAGCCGGACGUCGCCGGGCGCGCCGCCGCCCGCCAGCAAGCCCAAGCUGUGGUCUCUGGCCGAGAUCGCCACGUCGGACCUCAAGCAGCCGAGCCUGGGCCCGGGCUGCGCGCCGCCGGGGCUGCCAGCGGCCGCCGCGCCCGCCUCGUCCGGGGCGCCGCCGGGCGGCUCGCCCUACCCCGCGUCGCCGCUGCUCGGCCGCCACCUCUACUACACGUCGCCCUUCUACGGCAACUACACAAACUACGGGAACUUGAACGCGGCGCUGCAGGGCCAGGGGCUCCUGCGGUACAACUCGGCGGCCGCGGCCCCCGGAGAGGCGCUGCACGCGGCGCCCAAGGCUGCCAGCGACGCGGGCAAGGCGGGCGCGCACCCGCUGGAGCCCCACUACCGGCCCCCCGGCGGCGGCUACGAGCCCAAGAAAGAUGCCAGUGAGGGCUGCACCGUGGUUGGUGGAGGCCUCCAGCCCUACGUAUAGAAGGGCCGCACGCAGCAAUGCAAGGGGUUUGAGGACAGAGCACUGCAAUCUUCCCCGGUUUUUUUUGUUUUGUUUUUCCCUUUAAGUGGGAGAGGAUCCAUUCUCUUUUAGAGAGUCCCUCUUUUUCUGCUCAAGUUCUGCUUUACAGAAUCACUCCUUUAACUGGAAUGUAUUUAUUGCACUACUGCUGUUGUUUUCUCUUUGGAAAAAAUAGAUUCUUAAAAUCUGGGUAUUUGUAUGCAACUUGGAACUUUUUUUGUUUUUUUAACUACGCUAGACCCUUAAUAGACACUUGCUUUGAUGAGCGAGUGCUCCUGAAACUUGGGGUAUCAAACCCCUUUAUAGAUGAUCUUUGCAGAGUCAGACUGUAGAGACAUAGAAGGACUAGUCUAGUCUUUUAUCAGGCUUGUCCCUAUGUCCAGAUGGACUAGAUAGGGCCGUGCAGUUCGCCUGGCUGACAGCAGUAACUCAAAAAAUACCUACUUUACAAGUAGGCACAAUUGCUAAUCACAGAUCUUGAAGAUGGGAAAGAUGCAAAACCAUUUCAGAUGGACUCUUUUUUAGAAUAUGAUGAUGUUGGCAUGGGACUGAAGGAUUUGGGAUGAUUUGGUUUUUU
Balaenoptera musculus (blue whale) is the source of this 2485-nucleotide messenger RNA. It is a transcript of the gene IRX2, whose product is annotated as iroquois homeobox 2. Gene Ontology annotation, biological process: cell development; regulation of transcription by RNA polymerase II; neuron differentiation. The coding region runs from base 100 to 1869 and encodes 589 amino acids. The transcript is spliced from 5 exons. Lineage: Eukaryota; Metazoa; Chordata; Mammalia; Artiodactyla; Balaenopteridae. The record is from RefSeq and is a predicted model, not a curated record. Gene Ontology annotation, molecular function: DNA-binding transcription factor activity, RNA polymerase II-specific; RNA polymerase II cis-regulatory region sequence-specific DNA binding. Gene Ontology annotation, cellular component: nucleus.